AUGGAUGCAGAAAAGUCAGCGGUGGUAGAGACAUCCGCCGUGUCAGCAAAAUCGCCCGAUAGCUAUCUCUCUGGUUGGCAGCUUGCUGCGGUUAUUUUUUCGCUCUUUCUGGGGGUGUUUGUGGUCUCCUUGGAUACGAGCAUCAUCGGAGUCGUGAUUCCGUCCAUCUCGUCUCAUUUCCAUGCUCUGGACGACGCUGCCUGGUAUGGCAGUGCGUAUCUGCUUACGAUUACGGCCUUCCAGCCGCUCAUGGGCAGCAUGUACAAGUUCUUCAAAGUGGAACUCGUCUUCCAGAUUUGCCUGGUGGUGUUUGAAGUGGGCUCCAUUCUGUGCGCGGCCGCCACAAACUCGCCCAUGUUCAUCGUCGGUCGGGCCGUUGCCGGUACUGGAGCUGCUGGCAUUCUCCAAGGCGCCCUGAGUAUCAUCGCCAUCACGGUGGUCUUGGAGAAGCGCCCGCUGUAUCAGGGCAUCGUGAUCAGCGUCUUUGUCAUUUCCGUCUGCGUUGGACCGGUCUUGGGUGGGGCGUUUACCACCCAUGGGAUCUGGCGCUGGUGUUUCUGGAUUAACGUUCCCAUCGGUGGAGUGACGCUGAUUCUGCUUUUAUUCGUCCUCCGGAUCCGUAAUGCCGAGAAUGACAACCGAUCUCUCCCACUGAAGGAGAAAUUGCAGCAUCUGGAUCCUAUCGGUUGCAUCGUCUUCAUCGGUGCGGUUUGUUGUCUUCUUUUAGCCCUUCAAUGGGGAGGCCAGACGAAGCCCUGGCACUCUGCAACGAUUAUAGGGCUUUUUGUCGGGUUUGGCCUCCUGUCGAUCGUGUUUGUCGGCAUUCAAGUCUGGAGGAAAGAGCGGGCUUUGAUUCCACUACGCGUCCUGCGUCAGCGGUCAAUAUGGACGAGCGGGGGGGUGCUCUUUUGCCUGGGCUCGGCCACCUAUACUGUCACAUACUACAUGCCGUAUUACUUUCAAGCCGUGCAGGGUGCGGACGCAGUCCACAGCGGAGUAGACCUCAUCGCUGUAUUCAUCCCUCAGAUGCUUGCAGUGAUUCUGACAUCCGCCCUUGUCACCCAAUGGGGGUAUUAUGUCCCGUACAUGAUCGUCGGCGAGUUGAUUUGUAUCGCUGGAACUGUAAUGCUUACGAGGUUGAAGGUUGACUCGUCCACUGUAUAUUGGGCAGCCGCUUUGGUUGUUCAUGGGCUGGGCAUGGGGUUGGCCAUGCAGCUGCCUUAUACCGCUGUGAACGUAGUCCUACACGAGGACGACGUCCCGACCGGAAAUGCCAUCGCCGUGUUUGUCUGGCAACUGGGAGGGGCCCUAGCAAUCGCCAUCUCGCAAACAAUUUCGUUAAACAACAUCCUGCGAGAGGUGCCCCGGGAGAUCCCCGAACUUUCGCCUGAGCGAGUCAUGUCCUGGGGCGCGUCUAAUCUUCAGGCACUCGCCCCCACUGCCGACGCGUUAGUCGAGCUUCGCAGCAUCUGGUGCACAUCCGUUUCGCAUGUCAUGAUUUUUGCACUAGCCUGCAUUUGUGCCUCUGUGCUCUUUACCGCUGGGAUGGAGCGACUGAAUGCAAAGGAGGUCGCAAAUCAACGGCGGGAGGCCGGCGGGGAGGGCGUCCAGGUUGGUGUUGGCCUGGCAUAA
Molecule: messenger RNA, 1632 nt
Organism: Aspergillus bombycis
Lineage: Eukaryota; Fungi; Ascomycota; Eurotiomycetes; Eurotiales; Aspergillaceae
Product: MDR family MFS transporter
Exons: 8
Coding region: 1-1632 (543 amino acids)
Biological process (GO): transmembrane transport
Molecular function (GO): transmembrane transporter activity
Source: RefSeq, a predicted model, not a curated record